Molecule: messenger RNA, 1002 nt
Organism: Morus notabilis
Lineage: Eukaryota; Viridiplantae; Streptophyta; Magnoliopsida; Rosales; Moraceae
Product: glucan 1,3-beta-glucosidase
Exons: 6
Coding region: 1-1002 (333 amino acids)
Biological process (GO): actin filament bundle assembly; establishment or maintenance of cell polarity; carbohydrate metabolic process
Cellular component (GO): actin cytoskeleton; cytoplasm
Molecular function (GO): hydrolase activity, hydrolyzing O-glycosyl compounds; actin filament binding
Source: RefSeq, a predicted model, not a curated record
AUGUCGACUUUUAGAAGUGAAACAAUCCCGCUGAAGGAGUUGACCACAAGGAACAAAGGCCACACCACAGAGACGGAUGCUUCACUAGCCAUAAACGAAGAGCGUUUUCAAGGAGCCGAAGGUGACGAAUUCACCCACGUCCAGAUUAUAGUACAACUGUACCAAGAUUUGAUGUGCAUUAAAUGCAUGCAAGUAAAAUCAGAGAUAAAGGUUUUUGCGGAUUAUGGAGGAUCAGGAUGGGAAGACAAUAAUCCAUCAGUUUUCGUAAUGACAAUUAUAAGUGAUAAUGCUCUACAUGGUGAAUACCAACUGACUAAUGGUUAUGGUCUGGGUAGAGCGCUUCAAGUUUUGCAGUAUGGGAUGAAGGUAAUUAUAGAUCUUCACGUUAUUAACGGCUCUCAAAAUGGCUGGGAACAUAGUAGCACAAGGUAUGGAUAUAAGGAAUGGGGAGAUUCCUACAUACCAGACACCGUAUCAAUCAUAGAUUUCCUUGUGAAAAGAUAUGCUAACAAUCCAAGCCUUAUAGCAAUUGAGUUAAUGAACGAGCCAUUGGCACCAGGCGUGAAUCUAGACACCCUAAAAAGGUAUUACAAAGAGGGUUAUGAAGCUGUGAGGAAGUACACAUCAAAUGCUUAUGUGAUUCUAUCAAACCGAUUGGGCCCCGCAGAUCAAACGGAUCCAAAAGAGCUUCUAUCAUUUGAUAGUGGCCUCAAUAGUGUGGUAAUUGACGUGCAUUACUAUAGCCUUUAUACUGAAAUGUUCCGAAGCAUGAAUGCGCAACAACACAUUGAUUAUAUCUUCAAUCAAGGAGCUUCUGAUCUUGGAACUUUGACAACUUCGAAUGGUCCUUACACUUUUGUUGGGGAAUGGAGUGCAAAAUGGGACGUGAAAGAAGCAACAAUGCAAGACUAUCAAAGAUUUGCAAGAGCUAUGUUAGAUGUCUAUGGACGUGCCACUUUUGGAUGGUCCUAUUGGACUUACAAGAAUCAGAAUCAUAAUUAA